Messenger RNA from Oryza brachyantha (malo sina), 2855 nucleotides. RefSeq lists its product as uncharacterized. The coding region runs from base 1 to 2535 and encodes 844 amino acids. The transcript is spliced from 2 exons. Lineage: Eukaryota; Viridiplantae; Streptophyta; Magnoliopsida; Poales; Poaceae. The record is from RefSeq and is a predicted model, not a curated record.
AUGGCGGCAUCCGACGAAGGAAAGCCGGCGGUGGAGGCAGCAGCGGCGCAGGCGCCGGCGGCUAGCCAUCCAUGGGAGUACCAGCUGCGGGAGUACCUCCUGCUGCUGAGCUCGGUGGUGGCCAUCUCGACGUACGCCGCCGGGCUGGCCCCGCCGGGGGGCCUGCGGGAGGAGGACGGCGCGGGGCGCAAGGCCGGCGACCCGGUGCUCGAGGACACCGGGAGCGCUCGGUACCUCGCGUUCUACUACUGCAACGCGACGGCCUUCGCCGCGUCGCUCGUGGUGAACCUGCUGCUGCUCGUGCUGGAGGAGGCGAGCACCGUCGGGCUCGCCAUUCUCCGGACGGUGAUGGUGCUCGACGUCCUCGCGCUCAUGGGGGCCUACGCCGCCGGCAGCUGCCGGGACCUGCCCAGCACCGUCUACGUCUCCACGCUGGCGGUCGCCCUCUCCGCCUACCUCGGCAUCAGGAUCAUUGUCGUGUACUCCCAAACCGGACCACCAAACCCUCCGGCGACUUCGCCCGCUGGCGCCGGAGAGCAAGACGACGACCACGGCCAGCUGCGCAAGGUGCUGAUGCUGCUGGCGACGUUCGCGACGGAGAUCACGUACACGGCGGGGCUGAGCCCGCCGGGCGGGUUCGGGGACGACGGGGGCCCGGCGCUGCAGUCGUCGGCGCGGCUGAUGGCCUUCUUCUGCUGCAACACCGGAGCGUUCGUGGCGUCGCUGUGCAUCAUCGUGCCGCUCCUGAGCAGCAGGCUGCAGCGGGUGUCCCUCGAGCUGUACCCGCCCGUCCUCGUCGCGCUGCUGGGCCUCAUGGGCGCCUACACCGCCGGCAGCACCAGGGAUCUGAAGACGAUCGCCUACGUCCUCGCCCUCGUCGCCGCGGUUCUCGCGUACAUCCUCCUCGCCAUGGUCAUUGCUCUCAACAACGACUACAAGAAGAAGAAGAACGACCAACCUGGUGGGGAGAGAGAUUCAGAGGCUGCAAGUGCAAGGAAUGCAAAUUCGGCGCAACCAGAUGGUGAGAAGGGCAGCAAAGACAAGAAAGAAGCACUGAGGGAUAAAGAUUUUGUCCUGCUGCUGGCCACCCUCGCCGCCAGCAUCACGUACCAAGCUGGGCUAGACCCACCAGGCGGCGUCUGGCAAGACGACCACGACGGCGGCGGCCACAGAGCCGGCGACCCGAUACUCUCGUCCACGCACGCUAGCCGCUACAGGGCCUUCUUCUACUGCAACUCCACCGCGUUCGCGGCGUCCCUGGUCGUCGUCUUGAUGAUCCUCAGCGACAGGCUGGUGAGGAGCAAGGCGCUGGUGAGGAGCAAGGCGCUGGUCGUCGCCAUGGUCCUCGACCUGUUCGGCCUCAUCGGCGCGUACGCCGCCGGGAGCUGCCGGGACGCGAACACGUCCGUCCACGUCGCCGCCGUCGCCGGGGCCGUGCUCGUCUACGUGGUCAUCCAUGUCGUGUUCUGGCCUGACCGUUUGUACAGGGAGGAGGAGGAGGCUGAGCUGGAGAGGCGGCGAGAGCGGCUCCUCCUCCUCGCGAUCCUGGUGGCCACCAUCGCCUACCAGGCCGGGCUGAUCCCGCCGGGCGGCUUCUGGGACAAAGACGGCGGUGGCCAUCUCGCGGGCUCGCCCGUGCUCCUCGACACCUACCCGAGGAGGUACCAGGCGUUCUUCUACUGCAACGCGACGGCCUUCAUGGCGUCCGUCGCGCUCGUCAUCCUGCUCGUCAACCCUAGGCUGUACAGGCUGGGGAUACGGUGCUACGCGCUGUACGUGUGCAUGGUGGUCGGCAUGUUCGGCCUCAUGGCGGCCUACGCCGCCGGGAGCGCCCGGGAGGUGCGGACGUCCGUCUACGUCUUCGUGCUCGUCGGCGUGGUGGUCGCCUUUCUGCUCGUCCAGCUCCUUGCGUAUAUCGACAUCCGGGAAGCGUGGAAGAAGCUCCGUGUGCGCCGCAGCUCCGGUAAGCUGGCGAAGAUCUCCGAUUCGGAUUCAGUUGGCAAUACAGCAAACGGGUCAUCUGUUCCAGAGCAGAACAGCGCCGGCAAUGGCGGCGACGGCGGCAACACCGUGACCGGAGACGACGAGCCGUCCCAGAGGAAAGAAGAGUACCUGAUGACGCUCGCGAUUCUGGCCGCGAGCGUCACGUACCAGGCCGGGCUGAACCCGCCGGGCAGCGUCUGGAAGGCCGGCAAGGCCGGCGCCGGGAACCCCGUGAUGCACGACCGCAGCCACGGCCGGUACAGCGCCUUCUUCUACUGCAACUCCACCUCCUUCGUGGCGUCCGUCGUCGUCAUCGUCCUGCUGCUGCAGCACCAGCGGCGGCGGCAGCGCGGCGGCGGCGGCAGCCUCCUCCUCCUCUACGCCAUGAACACGGUGAUCGUCGUCGACCUGCUCGGCCUCCUCGGGGCGUACGCGGCCGGCAGCUGCAGGGACUGGGAGACGUCCGGGUACGUCAUCGCGCUCGCCGUCGUCGUGCUUGCCUGCAUCGUGACCCACUUCGCCAUGCUGUUGUAUCGCCAUGCGAAAAGGUAGGGAUCAAAUUUUAUGACCACAUGCAUGCAGGACAUCGAUGAACAUGGUCAAACGGUGAGGCCGUGAGAUAGUGCAUAUGUUAGUACUAGUGCUCUUUUCCGUCUUUUCCAUAUUAUAAGACAUGUUUGUAUGAUGAUCUACACCGCAAUUCGGUUGAUCUGUGAAUCCAGUGUACAUGUAUACCUUGUUUGCUGUCUUUCAGGAAUUCUCCUAUGAUUAUAUAUAGAAGUUGAUUUGUAGUUCAUAGUUUGCCAAUAAGUAUGUUGAGCUACUUUAUGUAAGUUGCAUGAUGAAAUGGAUUUGGUAAACUAAGAGCUUGU